Messenger RNA from Drosophila busckii, 311 nucleotides. It is a transcript of the gene VepD, whose product is annotated as ventrally expressed gene D protein. The record is from RefSeq and is a predicted model, not a curated record. NCBI's taxonomy places the organism in Eukaryota, Metazoa, Arthropoda, Insecta, Diptera, Drosophilidae. The coding region runs from base 60 to 308 and encodes 82 amino acids. The transcript has 2 exons.
UCGCGCAGGACACACAUUACAUCUAGUCAUUAACAGAAAUCUGUGCUGCCAUUUAAAACAUGAUACCUCAAAGUGAAUUUGCUGCUACGGCCGCAGUGCAAACUCAAUUGGAUGUGGACUACUGCGAAGAAAGUCGCUGCAAUCAGCCGCAGACAGCUGUGGAGAUCUAUCACAGAAUUCUGGAGCGCUUGCAAAGACAAUCAGAACAGCACCAUAUGGAUAAAACUGCAGAUCAAAUCUCAGAAGAUCUACUGAAACAGAUUUGGAUAGCCAGCUUUACUGGCGGCAAUAUUUACUACGCCACUUGAUAU